CACACACACACACGUGAUUAAUCGGGUCGCCUGUCUCCGCAGAUCGAUGCGAACACUUAUAUAAUAUCUAUCACCGUAUCGAUCGAUUGGGAUGUGUAGUCAUGCGCCUCAACUUUGCCAGCGUCAACCCGAACCAGAGGACUACACUUCCCGGCAGGCUCCGCGGCUCCACCGUCGCCUCACUAGUUCCACACACACCGACUGUAGUUGUGUUCACUUGAGAACCCGCUCAUGAUUCACUUCAUUAAUAAAUAAACUGCUGGGUGUCAUGGCGGAGUCCGCAGCGUGUCCCGUCUUCCAGCUCGGGAGAUCCCGGUUCGAUCAGGGUUCCUUCCUCGGUCGUCUGAGACACUUCGUAGACAUCAUUGACCCCAGCACCCUGUUUGUGUCCGAGAAACGACUGAAGGAAUGCAUCAAACUCCUGGAUGAUUAUAAAUGUGGCAUUCUUCCACCUGGAGUGUCUGAUCUUCAGCUUUGGGAGGCCCAGAAGAUCAAGCAGGCCAUCAUUCAUCCUGACACAGGAGAGAAGAUCUUCAUGCCAUUUCGAAUGUCAGGUUAUGUACCAUUCGGAACACCAAUUGUCAUUGGCCUCCUUCUCCCAAAUCAGACUGUGGUGUCUACCAUUGUAUGGCAGUGGCUAAACCAGAGUCACAAUGCUUGCGUGAACUACGCCAACCGCAACGCCACAAAGCCUACACCAACAUCCAAGUUUCUUCAAGGCUAUGUAGGAGCUGUGACCAGUGCCGUCUCCAUUGCAGUGGGGCUGAAUGUGCUGAUUCAGAAGGCCAACAAGCUGAGUCCUGCCACCAGAAUGAUCAUACAGAGACUUGUUCCAUUCCCAGCGGUUGCGAGUGCAAACAUCUGUAAUGUGGGUCUGAUGCGACACAAUGAGUUGUCCGAAGGUAUCGAUGUGCUGGACGACAAUGGAAAUGUGGUGGGAUCCUCUAAAAUCGCUGCCAGACAUGCGAUCACGGAGACAGCCUUCACACGUGUGGUUCUCCCGAUGCCGAUCUUCGUCCUGCCGCCCAUCAUCAUGUCCUACCUAGAGAGGCUCCGAUUCCUGCAGAGCAACCGCAGACUGUUGCUACCCAUCCACAGUGCUGUGUGCCUGGUCACCUUCGGCCUCUCCCUGCCCGUGGCCAUCAGCCUGUUCCCGCAGAUGUCUCAGAUUGAGGUGUCUCGCCUUGAGCCAGAGAUUGCCAUGGCAACAGAUUGCAAGGUGGUGACCUACAACAAGGGUUUAUGAUGGAGAGGAGAGAAGAGGAGAGGAGAGGAGAAGAGAAGAGGAGAGAAGAGAGUGAAAAUGAGGGAGAACCCACUGUAGGGUUCCUCCUGUCGACAGGUUUGGGAACUAUAUCUGCUGCAGAAUCAUAGCAGCAGAUCAUCGUGUACUAACCAGGGUUUCUAUACCUUUUUUUUCCACCUGAUCCUAAUCAUAGUUUCUACCGAGUUUGAAAAUGGGGCAAUUUUCUUUUUCGUAACAACAACUAAGCAGCUCUGUGUAUAGAAAUUAUUAUAUACAUGUAUUUAAUGUAAAAUAGCUUUUUAGCUUUAAUAAAACUAUUUUAAUAUAUACUUUAAUAUAAAAUGCAGGUUAAACCUGCAAACCUGUCCACUUUGUGGCUGAGGAAGAAAGUUAUAAACAUAACACACUGUUGGUCUGCACCACCUCCUCAGAGAAAUCUUUAGCUGCACCUCGUGUACAGGUCGUUUUCUGUCAUUUUCUCCUGAGCAGGUAGAGUUCAGAGAGUUUAUCACUGCCCAUUGUUAAUUUAAGAAUAUUGAUUUUUAGCUACUUUAAUACAGAAAGACAUACAUGUACAUAUCAAAAUAAUGUGUUGUCAAUAGACCAAGUUGGUGGCAAUAAACAGGAGCUCGUCCACAGGUCAGCCACUGUAAGUCAAUAAGCUAACAACGGGUUUGUCUUUAUCUCUAAAUCAGUGUUUUAUAACCUUUCUACAAUGUGGUUCAUAAAAAUGAAAGUAUGUCGAUGUAUAAUCCUUUUUCUCCAGGUGCAUAUCUUGUGAUCAGUUCAGAAGUAGACCGAUUUUCCUUCUGGUAAAUUCGAUUGAUUUUUUUUGAGUGCAGCAGAGGUAAAAUAUUCUAAAAUUGUUUGAUCCCUUGCAGGGGUCUUCACUGUCAAGUCAUAGAAAAAUAAAAAGAAGGAUUAAAAGAAGUGCAACUGAUCUGCUGCACCGUGCGUGGAGCACUUAAAUGCACCACACAGCGUCAGAGGGCAGACGGCACACAAACAUGCUGACAUGCAAAUGUGGCUCAUCACAGAAGUCGUAGAAAGUUGACUAAUCAAUAAAAACUUUACAAGAAUGACGCCAAAAUAUCUCAAAUACGAGCGUCACCAUGUUGCACUGAUGAUGUCAUUUGGGGAUGGAGUCUGGGCAUUAGUGAUUGGAGAGGUAGAAUAGAAUACGAGGGCUCCACCAAUCACAAGCUGAUAUUUAGUCAAAUACUUUUUUGUUUGGUCAGUGUCUGAUCUGCUGAAGUGGAGAAAACAUGGGUUAUGGCCUCGACUGCAGCCACAAGGGGGCGAUCCAGAUGUUUUGUCUUCACUAUGACCUUCACAGGAUGUUCUUGGUUGAUGAUGGUAACAAUUUACUAGCAUACUAUUUACCCACAUUAAGUAUUUGUCUUUAAGGUCCUUAAAACAUGAUACUACUGUUUGUGGCCAAGGCUUGGGGUGAAAUUUAGGUUUAUAAAAGAAACAUUCUUCGUAUUUCUUCUGACUCUCAGGCCUCAAAAUACACUGAUACAUCUGCAAUACGCUGAUACAGACUGAUGUGUGUGCACUGUCUGUUGUAUUAUUAUGAUGGAGAUGAGGAGCUUUGAGUUGAAGCUUCCUUCCAAGUAGAUAUUUCUUCAAAUGUUGUUUGGAGAAACUCACUGCGGGGCUGAUUCACUUUAUAUGUGUGCACAUAUAUGAAUGAGAGAAUGAAAAAGGAAUUGAUCCCUAUGGAAGGAUAUUAAUGUGAAGCCUCUGUCAGUGGCUCUAUGUGAUGGGCAUGUGGAGACUGGACUGUAGAUGUACAUUAAUAUAAGUGACUUUAUAUAUAAUGUUACACAUUUUAACCCAAAUAAUGUGACACAACAUUCAGCUCCUCACUGUCUUUACAAAGUUUUUCCUUCAGCAGCCAAAUACUGUAUAUGCACUUGUAUGAGGGCAUUUGACUCCACUACUGACUGUUUGUUAAACCUCUGCUGUAUUCCUACUGAAUGACUUCUUUUGUAUUUUAAAAGUUUAACCUUUUAAAAGUAUAUAUUAUACUCCUGAUGAACUAGUAUUUUUAAUUCUUUGUAUAAUACUUUUGCUGCUACUGCAAGUUUAUUAAAUGUUUGCAAGUCAAACAAUGUGAAACUCAAUUAUCAAUUGUAUUCAAAAGUACAUAAUAA
Paralichthys olivaceus (Japanese flounder) is the source of this 3405-nucleotide messenger RNA. RefSeq names its product sideroflexin 5b (gene sfxn5b). Gene Ontology annotation, molecular function: citrate transmembrane transporter activity; monoatomic ion transmembrane transporter activity. The record is from RefSeq and is a predicted model, not a curated record. Lineage: Eukaryota; Metazoa; Chordata; Actinopteri; Pleuronectiformes; Paralichthyidae. Gene Ontology annotation, cellular component: mitochondrial inner membrane. Gene Ontology annotation, biological process: citrate transport; mitochondrial transmembrane transport; monoatomic ion transport.